GAGCUUAAAGUUAAAUUUAAUUACAAGUACAACUAUAAGAGAGCUCUGUGUAAGGAUCCUAAGGUGAUUAGGGACUACCGUUGCACGACCAUGCCACGACUGUCAGCAACGGCCGGUCUAGGCCGGAUUUCGAAAAACUUUUCCCGAUGCACCUACAACUUUAAUAAAUCUAGCUUUAUAAUAGGCGUUAUAUUAACAGGAGCUGUUGUUACAGGCUCUGAGCGUUAA
Molecule: messenger RNA, 228 nt
Organism: Didymella exigua CBS 183.55
Lineage: Eukaryota; Fungi; Ascomycota; Dothideomycetes; Pleosporales; Didymellaceae
Exons: 2
Source: RefSeq, a predicted model, not a curated record